GGUUUAAAUAAGCUCUAAAGUAAUAAUGGAUACCGGCGGCCGGAAUUAGAGAACACUUACAAAGAAGAUUACACAACAAAAAACCAUAAAAAGAACAAUACAAAACAAAAAAUGAAAGGUGAUAAAUUUACCGUUAACAGUAGUACCAAACCCAUGCAUUAUCUUUGUACAUCAAAGAUGGGACGUCCAAAAUCAGGUGAUCAAUUCAUGUUUCUUUCUCAACUUUAAAUGCUCUUUUCUCUCUCUCUCUCUGCUCACCUAGCUUAAAACAAGCCUAUCGUGAACACCUUUCAGGCCCCAUGCUCUUCUUCUUCCUCCAUUAAUACCAUUCCCAUUCCUCACAUUUUACCUCAACCCUUGAUUGGAUUCAAAUGGCUUCCUUCUCCGGCUUCUUCUUGUUCUUCUUCCUUCUUAUCAGCAGUACUCUGUUUUUUGCCUCAUCCUCUGUUUCUGUUAAGUCUUUACAUGAAGAUGAGAAAAGUUUCCAAAUUUUUGAAGUUUCAGCAUCAAUUCACAAAGCCCGUCAAUUUUUGGCACAAACAGAAGAGACCCUUCAAGCGGAAGGAGCUAAAUUAGAGCCCGUCGCCACCGCCGCCGCCGCCGCCGGCAACCACUCGUCGGGGUUGCUGUCAUUUUCACUCCACCCGCGAGCCUCUAUAAGGAAGCCCCACCAUAAAGACUAUUCCGGCAUCACACUCGCCCGUCUCGCCCGGGAUACAUCCCGGGUCAAUUCAAUCCAUUCCAAGCUCCAGUUCAAGCUGUCCAAGUAUACUCAAUCGGACCUCAAACCCGUUCCGGCGGAUAUCCGACCCGAGGAUUUCGAGUCCCCCUUGACCUCCGGGACAAGCCAAGGGAGCGGGGAGUAUUUCGCCCGGAUAGGAGUGGGUCGACCCGCUAAGCAAUUCUACAUGGUGAUUGACACCGGCAGUGACGUCAGCUGGCUCCAAUGCCAGCCAUGCACCGAUUGUUACCAGCAAACCGACCCGAUUUACAACCCGACUCAAUCCUCCACUUACCAGACCGUUUCUUGCUCGUCGCAGGAGUGUAAUGCUCUGGAGGUAUCCGCCUGCAGCGGCGGCACGUGUCUCUAUCAGGUUUCUUACGGUGAUGGGUCGUACACCGUCGGCCAGCUCGUGAAGGAAACGGUGUCGUUUGGAAACUCCCGUUCCAUCGGCAACGUCCCGAUCGGAUGCGGGCACGACAACGAGGGACUAUUCGUCGGCGCCGCCGGCAUAAUCGGACUCGCCCGUGCUCCGUUGUCGUUGCCGGCACAGAUUAAAGCUACGUCGUUUUCGUACUGUUUGGUGAACCGUGACUCCAACUCCGCCUCCACUCUGGAGUUCAAUUCCGCCGCUCCGGGCGACUCUGUCUUUGCUUCCAUGGUCAGGAAUCCCAGAGUUGACUUGUUUUACUACGUGGACCUCGUCGGAAUGAGCGUCGGAGGACAGAAACUCCCAAUUCCGCAGUCGGUUUUCCAAGUGGACGGAACCGGACACGGAGGAAUCAUAGUUGAUUCCGGCACGGCGGUGACUCGGUUGCAGACUCAGGCGUACAACGCGCUGCGCGACGCCUUCAAGAGAUUGGCUCCGAAUCUGCCUUCGUCGGGUGGGUUCGCCUUGUUUGAUACUUGUUACGAUUUUUCGUCGAUGACGUCGGUGAAGGUUCCGACGGUGUCGUUUUUGUUCGCCAGCGGGAAGGCGCUGUCGUUGAAGCCGGAAAAUUACCUCAUCCCGGUGGAUUCAAUGGGGAAAUACUGCUUGGCUUUCGCUCCGACUUCUGGUUCACUGUCUAUCAUCGGUAACGUGCAGCAGCAAGGGACACGUGUCAACUUUGACCUCGCCAAACGGUUGAUUGGAUUUAGCUCAAAUAAAUGUUAAAGAAACAGGAAAAAAAAGAAGCAUUUUUAUCCUAAUGACAGUUGAUUCAGUAAUUAAUUUCUUUUUUUUUUUUUCUCGUUUUGUUUGGAUAAGUUGGAAAUUUUGAAGAGGAAAACAUAUAAUGUAUUUCAUUUCAUCUUCAAAUUUGGUGAGUAAUUUUAUUUUCUGGGGUUGAAUGCUUGUAGAAUGUGGGUGAAUUUAUGAACGGUUGAUGGUGUUGGUCCAUGCUUUCAUAUGAUGUAUACUACGUACUAUCAUUUUCAAGUUCAAGGUUAUUUUUAGUAAAUGAUUUUGAAACUAAUUGUUAGAUUUUUAAUUCGUAACUUUUAAGAUGGAUACAUGACACAUUACUAUAGUACCACCAUGAUACCAUCGUCAUUACAUAUUAAUACUUCUUCCAUCCUAAAAUUAUUGUCCAAUUUGAAUUUUCUUUUCUAAUACAAAUUGAACUAAAAGUAAAAAUCUAAAUCGAAUAAUACUUUUCGGACAGAAG
Oldenlandia corymbosa var. corymbosa is the source of this 2370-nucleotide messenger RNA. The record is from the annotation of a GenBank genome assembly. Lineage: Eukaryota; Viridiplantae; Streptophyta; Magnoliopsida; Gentianales; Rubiaceae.